Triticum dicoccoides is the source of this 1045-nucleotide messenger RNA. RefSeq names its product thioredoxin M2, chloroplastic-like. Gene Ontology annotation, molecular function: protein-disulfide reductase activity. Lineage: Eukaryota; Viridiplantae; Streptophyta; Magnoliopsida; Poales; Poaceae. Gene Ontology annotation, cellular component: cytoplasm. The transcript has 2 exons. The record is from RefSeq and is a predicted model, not a curated record. The coding region runs from base 115 to 672 and encodes 185 amino acids.
CCGCCCGCCUCCCUUUCCGUCCGUCCCCAACCGUCCCCCUCUCUCGCUCGCAUCACAACAAACGCGCUCUCGCCCAGCUUCCGGAACUCUCCCCCCGUCCCCGUCGCCACCGGCAUGGCCUCCGCCGUCUCCCUCGCCGCCUCCUCCUCGCCCCUCGCCGCCUUCGCUGCCACCUCGCCCUCGCGCGCGGGGGCGCCGCGGCCCCACCACGCGCUCCCGCCCGCCCGCGGCCCGCGGUCCCAGGCCCAGGCACUCCGCGCGGUCUCAGGCCCCGCCGGGAGCCGCCGGUGGGGCACCGGCCGCGGCGCGACGGUCGUCUGCGCCGUCCAGGGCCAGGACACCACCAUCCAAGUUCCCGAUGUCACGAAGACAACAUGGCAAUCACUUGUUAUAGAGAGCAAGAUUCCUGUUCUUGUUGAAUUCUGGGCUUCAUGGUGUGGACCUUGCAAAAUGAUUGAACCGGUUAUUGGUAAGCUGUCAAAGGAGUAUGAAGGGAAGCUGAAAUGCUACAAGCUCAACACUGAUGAGAAUCCAGACAUAGCAAGCCAGUAUGGCGUCCGGAGCAUCCCAACCAUGAUGAUCUUCAAGAAUGGCGAGAAAAAGGACGCGGUGAUCGGAGCAGUACCUGAAAGCACGCUGAUCACAUGCAUUGAGAAGUUUACCGAGAGGUAAAACGCUGAACGGGCCUCCUCGACGGUUACUCGGCAUUCCGCAUCCAAUUGUUCAGUCAGAUCAUCGAAAACUCGACGUCAUCUGCACAAUCUUUCUAUACGUGCGUUCAGUUGUGUAGAUAGUAUUGGAAACUUGCUCUCUGUACCAUCAAUAAAUAGAAUCACAGAAGUGUUCAUGAUAAAAAUCCCAAGGAAGCCUGGUUUCAUGGUGCCAUUCUUUUGGGCUGUAGAUAUGUAUGACGGGACUGUUAAGAGUCAUAUUCUGUAUUAUCAUAUCACAUAUUCCGUCAGUUCAUGUGAUCGUUUCCCUUGUAGACUGAUGAAUCUGUGAUACUGUUUCUAGAUCUUGACUGUGAGCACUAUUCCCCCAAUCA